Messenger RNA from Aricia agestis (brown argus), 2080 nucleotides. Its product is annotated as lamin Dm0-like. The record is from RefSeq and is a predicted model, not a curated record. NCBI's taxonomy places the organism in Eukaryota, Metazoa, Arthropoda, Insecta, Lepidoptera, Lycaenidae. Bases 125 to 1960 code for a protein of 611 amino acids. The transcript is spliced from 10 exons.
GUGACCAUUUUAGCUUGGGUUCACGGGCCGAACGAGUCAGAGUUUUGCUUUUGCAUUUAUCUGUUGGUUGUUUUCAAUAUAAUUAUUUAUUUAUCCGUUGUUGUGACUUAACAAGUGAUCCAAAAUGUCUACUAAAUCAAAAAAGACUGUGACAUCUUCUAAUAUCAGUGUUGUGUCAUCGGUUCAAAGCCCACCUCAAUCCAGUACUCCUGUCGGAAGCCGCCCUUCUAGCUCCGCGGGAAGGCCUAAUAGCCCUCUAAGCCCAACAAGACAUACCCGUCUUCAGGAAAAAGAUGCCCUACAAAACCUUAACGACCGACUCGCUGCGUACAUCGACAAAGUUCGCCAACUCGAGAGUGAGAACUCCGGCUUGCGCCGAGAAAUUCAAACUACACAGGAGGUGGUCACCCGCGAGGUUUCUAAUAUAAAGGGAAUGUAUGAGCAUGAACUUCAAGAUGCAAGGAAAUUGUUAGAUGAUACAUCGCGCGAAAAGGCCAAGUUAGAAAUCGACCUGAAAAGGUUAUAUGAAGAGAACGACGACUUGAAGAAAAGGUUGGACAAGAAGACCAAGGAUUGUACGCAAGCAGAGAAUCUGUCUCGUCACUUCGAGACCAGACUGUCUGAGGAGAGCAACAAGUACAACACUGCUUUGGCCGACAAGAAAAAAGCUCAAGAUGAAGCUAGAGACCUGGCCAAAGAGCUGGACAAACUGCGCAAGGUGUACGCGGACACCCGCAAGACACUGGAGGAGGAGAUGUUGUGCCGCAUCGACAUGGAGAACACCGUCCAAAGCUUGCGAGAGGAGCUCAGCUUCAAGGACCAGGUGUUCCAGCAGGAGCUGCAGGAGACGCGCACCAGGCGCCAGGUGGAGAUCUCCGAGAUCGAUGGACGUCUCGCUCAGCAGUACGAGGCCAAGCUGCAGCAGAGUCUGCAGGAGCUCCGCGAACAACAGGAAGCCAACAUCAAGGCCAACAGGGAUGAGAUUGAGGCGUUAUAUGAAAACAAGAUGAAGAACCUGCAGUCAGCGGCGAACCGCAAUAGCAGCGCGGCGACGGUGGCGGUGGAGGAGCUGCGCACCAUGCGCACGCGCAUCGACAGCCUCAACGCCACGCUCAACGAUCUCGAGAACAAGAACGCCGCGCUUAGUAACCGUUGCCGCGAGCUCGAGCGCCAGCUGGAAUCGGAGCGCGCUCGUCAUGCCGAAGACCUCGCCUCACUGGAGUUGGAGCUGGCUCGUCUCAGGGACGAGAUGGCGGCGCAGCUGCGAGAGUACGCCACGCUCAUGGACAUCAAGAUCUCGCUAGACCACGAGAUAGCCACCUACCGCACGCUGCUUGAAGGCGAGGAGGACAGACUGAACCUGACAUCGCAGUCACCAUCUCAAUCGGGUCGCGAGUCGCGCGCGUCAGUGAGCGGUCGCGGCACGCCCGGACGGCGCGCGACGCCACUCCGCGCCGCACGCAAGCGCACGCUCCUAGACGAGAGCGAGGAGCGCAGCAUGCAGGACCACCUCGUCACCAACAGCGCCAAGGGUGACUUGGAGGUCGCCGAGGCCUGCCCCGACGGCACCUUCGUCAAGAUCCGCAACAAGGGCAAGAAGGAGCAAAGCCUGGGCGGCUACCAGAUAAUCCGCAAGGCGGGCGACCAGGAGACGGUAUUCAAGUUCCACCGCACGGUGAAGCUCGAGCCGGGCGCGGUGGCCACCGUGUGGUCCGCGGACGUCGGCGCCAACCACGAGCCCCCGCACGACAUCGUCAUGAAGGGACAGAAGUGGUUCGUUGCCGACAGCUUCACAACUACGCUGCUGAACACCGAUCAAGAGGAGGUGGCGGCGUCUGAGCGUCAACGACGACAGAUUAGCACGAGCGCGCAGCGACACCGCGAGCUGGCGCACAAGUACCCGCGCCGUGAACAGCUUGGAGAGAUCCGUGAAGGCGAAGAGAAUUGCCGCAUAAUGUAACACUUUUACGUGGAGCCCCGCGGCGAGUACGACACGUUAAGGACGCAGUGCCUCCUCCUUUUAACAAAGAUUUUUUUAUUACUAUUAAGAGUGUUGACAUUAAACUGGUCUGACUGAAUA